GAAUACGCAAAAAGUAUACCUCAAUAUAAAUAGCCCGGGUAACAAAAAUCAGUAACUGAGUGGGGAAGCAAAUGACAAUGAACAAUCUUGUGAACUUUCUGACAAACAUAUUAGUCAUCAUCGUACCGAUACUUCAUGGAUUUGAAGGUGUGGAAUUGCCAAAAGUGGAACGAUCUUUGACAAAAAAUGGUUUUCAUAGGGAGCUAACAACAAAGAUCACUUUUGGAAAAUCUCUAUUUAAAAACUUUUCCAACUGUGAUGUGAUGGUACUGGAGUUACUUCCCCCUGGUGCCUAUAUUGACCCAUUCCAGCUGCGAACGCUCAGAGAAUUUGGUGGACCUAGGUUUAUCUGUGACCCAGUGGAUGUAGAACAGCCGGAAUAUCUCGCUUCAUCAUUGAACGUUUCGUUGUAUACAUCUGCUCUGACUGAUGAUAUGGACGAUCUGAUGACCAGCGUCACCAUACCAAUACACCUCCGCUAUCACAGACCGUCGUCCAGUGUAGAGUAUACAUUAGUCAGCAUACCAAAGCCCUUGCUUCUCCUAUCCUGUACAGCAAAAGAUUACACAGGAGCUGUGAUUGGUGAAGAAGACCUUUCCUGUACAAGUGCCACAUUGAUCAAAUGUAGAUGGACAAUGGUCGAGUACCUCAUAGAUGAUGAUGAUGAUGACAUUAAGGUAACAGUGCCAGUUGGUCAAACUAGCCACACAAUACUUGUAGUGGUAGGGACAAUACUGAUGACGGUUGCUGGAUCUUUUAUCAUCUUAUUAAAAACCUUGAAGUUUAAACAUGGAAUUAAAGAAAAGGUCAGCUGAGUUGA
Mizuhopecten yessoensis (Yesso scallop) is the source of this 820-nucleotide messenger RNA. RefSeq names its product phosphatidylinositol-glycan biosynthesis class X protein-like. Bases 72 to 815 code for a protein of 247 amino acids. The record is from RefSeq and is a predicted model, not a curated record. The transcript is spliced from 6 exons. Gene Ontology annotation, biological process: GPI anchor biosynthetic process. Lineage: Eukaryota; Metazoa; Mollusca; Bivalvia; Pectinida; Pectinidae. Gene Ontology annotation, cellular component: endoplasmic reticulum membrane.